CGAUCAUAUCAGUUGAAUCAAAGGUGAAUCGUUCUUAGCGCUACAACCCUUAACACACGAAAUCGGUCCAACUUUUUUAGUUUCCGGGAAAAGUCUUCACAGGCUGAAGGGAGAUGUUUCCCAGAUUUCCUCCGUUACAUCAUACGGUGUUCAUCGCGGCCUGCUGGGUUGGUAUGUCUGUGCUUGGGAUCCUGUGGCAUUUUGAACUCACAGGUAAAACUGGCAGUGACAGAAGUGACACAUAUCUACGCUCCAUCCAGAAAAGGGCCUCAGAACACACAUCUCAGGAGCAAAACAAUGUCAACAACGAUGGAUCAAUGAAGUUGACAGAGGAAGUAACAAGCAAAAACGAAAUGUAUGAUCGAGUGAACACGCUGUUGCUAUUUGUUGGUUACUCUCGCAGUAGACACAGCUUAGUUUCUUCAUUACUUGACGCUCACCCUCACAUGAUAGUUGCAGAUGAAUCGUAUGCACUGAGAAAAUGGGUUCAGCAACCAGCAUGGAAAACGGAAAAUCAAGAUAUGAAUUCUUCGAUACAAUGUUGGGAAAACUCAAAGUGGUCUGUAAAAAGAGGUCGAAGGUCUCGCGUAGCAAACGGAAGCGCAGUAAAUUUUCAACUCUACGGCUACCGUAUUCCAGAUCAGUGGCAGGAACAUAUGAUCGAUACAUACAG
This is a messenger RNA of Pocillopora verrucosa, 673 nucleotides long. The record is from RefSeq and is a predicted model, not a curated record. Lineage: Eukaryota; Metazoa; Cnidaria; Anthozoa; Scleractinia; Pocilloporidae.